AUGACGCUCUGUCCGCGCUGCUAGCGGCUGUAUUGUUUUUAAUGCGAACACACAAUCGUUGUUUUUCACCAUUGAGUAUUACCGUGGCAAUGAAACGGGAGAUAACGGCUGCUGGUAAAGAGCAACAUUGAAGUCGAUUCAGAGUGACCAGGAUGGCAAGUGACGUGUGUAGCCAUGUCAAGGUGGUCAUUCGGGUGAGGCCAACCAAUGACCGCGAGAAGGGAGAGAACUGCCGAAAUGUGGUCCAGGUGGUUGAUAACCACAUGCUCGUCUUUGACCCCAAAGAACAGGACAUAUCAUGUUUUGGGGCUCAAAGACUACGAAACAGAAACAUCAACAAGAGGGCCAACAAGGACCUGAAGUUUGUUUUUGACCAUGUGUUCGACGAGAACUCUACUCAGGACGACAUAUUUCAGAGCACCACUAAAGGAAUAUUGGAUGGUGUGAUGAAUGGAUUCAAUUGCACAGUGUUUGCCUAUGGUGCUACUGGAGCAGGAAAGACCCACACCAUGUUAGGCUCGCAAAAUAACCCUGGGGUCAUGUACCGCACCAUGAAGGAGCUGUUCAAACGCAUGGAUGAUGCCAAGGAGGAGAAGGAGUUUGCUGUUGCAUUCUCAUAUCUUGAGGUUUACAAUGAACAGAUCCGAGACCUGUUGGCUAAUGUAGGCCCUCUUGCAGUUAGAGACGAUGGUACUAAGGGAGUGGUUGUUCAGGGCCUUACAUUGCAUCAGCCUAAAACUGCAGAGCAUAUUCUUGAGGCUUUGGAUUCUGGCAAUCGAAACAGAACACAGCACCCCACUGAUAUGAAUGCCACCUCUUCUCGGUCCCAUGCUGUGUUUCAGAUAUAUUUGAGACAGCAGGACAAAAUUGCCAGCCUCAACCCAAACGCCUGUGUUGCCAAGAUGAGCCUGAUUGAUCUGGCAGGCUCCGAGAGGGCCAGUGCCACCAACACCAAAGGGGCACGUAUGCGGGAAGGUGCUAACAUCAAUCGCUCACUCCUUGCCCUUGGAAAUGUUAUCAACGCCCUUGCUGACCCAAAAAGCAGGAAAGCUCACAUACCGUACAGGGACAGCAAGCUGACACGGAUACUGAAGGACUCCCUGGGAGGCAACUGCAGAACAGUCAUGAUUGCCAAUGUUGGCCCCUCAUCCAAGUCAUAUGAUGACACCCACAACACACUUAAAUAUGCCAACAGGGCCAAGGAGAUAAAGUCAUCGCUCAAGAGUAAUGUUGUAAGCCUGGACAGUCACAUUGGCCAGUAUGCAGUGAUAUGUGAGAAGCAGCGGCAAGAGAUUCUCCAGUUGAAGAAAAAACUAAAAGAAUACGAAGAGAACAACAUGGUGCCUGGGACUUCCAACACAAUCUCUUCUCAGAAACCAGCUGAGCUCAAAGGGGUGUCAGAAGCUCUGCAGCAAAUCUUCUCUAGUCGGACCCAAAUCAGGAGAGAACAGCUGGAUCUGGAGAGGCAACUGAAGGAGAACGAGCUGCGCCAGCGCUACAGCGAGGAGGACAACCUGCAGGUCCAAACUUUCUGUGCCAAAGAAAAGACGGAGAAGGCCACUUGUAAGCAUGAGCGGAAGAUUGCCAGCUUACGCACUCAGCAGGAACACAUUUGCAAGCGUCUGAGGGAGUCAGAAACACGUUUCCAGGAAAACGACGGCUGGCUUCAUCGUGUCGAGAAUGAGAUGAAGUUGGUGAAGUUGAAUGACCAGACUUCAGAGGUGUUAGAGAAGGAACUACAUUGCCACAGAUUGGAGCUGCAGGUAAAUGACCUCCAACAACACAUCAAGCAGAUCGUGGCGCUCACUACACUGCAGGAUCUGGAGAACAAGAGGAUUCAGAAAAUGAUGGAAAUCUUGUUGCCCGCAUACAGUAGGCACUACUCUGCGUUGCAGGGGUCUGGGCUGGUCACUGCAGCAGAUGAGAUGGCGAACGACGAACUGGAGCACCUUGUGUUGAGGGAGAGGGGCGUGGUCUGGGCAGACCUGGAGGGGGUGGGGCAGAAAGGUGAAAGGACUGGAGUGGAAACACAGAAGAAAAAUGAGAUGGGAAGCAUUGGGCUCCACGGCGAGAUGGCACCCAUCCUGUCUUUCUCAAAUUUGAAAUACCACCAGAGUAGCCCCUGCAGUGCAGAGGGGCAGGCAAAAAGAGCAUCAAUUUGCAAAGCGGCUCCAUCCCCAAAAGGUAGAGGACAUCAGGCCGACAUGAAACAAGAACCACAUCCCAGAAUGCCCAUCAGGAGAAAUCUGUCUGCGUCACUGCCACCACAGAGCCCUCAGUCCGCUGCCAAGGUCCAAGUGUUUGAGGAGGGCAUGUUUCCGCUCCAGUGCACACCAGAACCUGCUCGAAAAACUGUUGAGGCGCUGCCGCUGAGCUCUUCCACUGAUAUGGAUCCCAACAUGACCUUCGAAGUUCUGGACAACGAUGAUCAGACUGCAAAUAAUGCAACCAUCAUAAUAAGCGUUGGAAGUCCCGGCCAACCAUCCAGGUCCAUUGACUUCUCGGGUCACAGCCGACUACAGCAGCCUCCUAAGGCCAAUGAGGCGACACAGAUUGCAUCUAAAAGACAGCAUAUUCCAUCUUUACAAGAUAUCCGACGAGUCAAGCCGACCUACAUGGCAUUGACGUCUGCUGCGCAAGGAAAGCGUAGAUUUAAUCGCAUCGGAGAAGAGAUCACUCAGGGAUCUGCACCAAAGCGUAUAAAGAAAGACCCGUCGGUGACCCAGAGACCACUCAGAGUGCAUCGGUUUGCUGGUUCAGAAGAAAACAAGCCGGGUAGAGUUAUGAGGAGCGUUUCUGAGGGAAAUCUCCACCUCCUCGAGCCUCAGAAAUCCAGGUCCCUUUUCUACAGAACUUCCCAACAGAUAAAAAAAGUGGCCAAGCGGAUGUAAAGCAACAUGGUCGAACUUUUCAAACUCAGCUUUUAUGGACACUCCCAAGUCUCUCCACCCCUAUUCCAUCCAAAUGAAUCGCCUCUAGUCCUUUUCUCUGAAAACCUAAAGAAGCCGUCUAUUGUGUAGGUUUCUCCAACAUAUAAUUACUAACACAGUAACAUGGAAUGUGUAAGUUGUAUUGUUUUCUUACUCUUAACUUCAGCAUCACACCACAGUAAAAUGUUAUUACACUGUAUAUAAAUGUAUAGUUGUUGUCAUCUGUUUUUUGCAGUCUUUUAUUUCUAAGCCUACCCAUAGAUUUUAAGAUAUCAUUUUAAAUACUCAUGUACAGACUGCGAGAAAUAAAAAAUGUCCUGUGGAUUCCGGAUGUUUUACUUUUCCUUACCUAAUGCAGCUAUUCACUUUAGCAGUGAGCCGCCUUGUAGGUAACGAUAUUUCACAGGGCAGCUAUUAUCAGAAGUAGACUGUACAUGACUUCAAAUGCAGGUAUGGCUGAAAAAAAAAGAAGGAAUCAGCUUUGCACUGAGAAGUUUGUGUUUUUAUUUGUCAUUGUAUUUUUAUUCUUGUACAGUUGCACAACAUGGGGGUUAUUGAUAAUCCAUAAUGAAACUGGUUGUAACUGAAUCAAUGUUUUCAACAAAUAAAUCCACUUUUAGUUGC
This is a messenger RNA of Platichthys flesus (European flounder), 3554 nucleotides long. RefSeq names its product kinesin family member 18A (gene kif18a). Gene Ontology annotation, biological process: mitotic spindle organization; microtubule-based movement. NCBI's taxonomy places the organism in Eukaryota, Metazoa, Chordata, Actinopteri, Pleuronectiformes, Pleuronectidae. The record is from RefSeq and is a predicted model, not a curated record. Gene Ontology annotation, molecular function: microtubule binding; ATP binding; microtubule motor activity. The transcript has 18 exons. Bases 153 to 2891 code for a protein of 912 amino acids.